Messenger RNA from Ctenopharyngodon idella (grass carp), 552 nucleotides. Its product is annotated as caspase b-like. NCBI's taxonomy places the organism in Eukaryota, Metazoa, Chordata, Actinopteri, Cypriniformes, Xenocyprididae. The record is from RefSeq and is a predicted model, not a curated record. The coding region runs from base 1 to 447 and encodes 148 amino acids. Gene Ontology annotation, biological process: proteolysis. Gene Ontology annotation, molecular function: cysteine-type endopeptidase activity. The transcript has 3 exons.
AUGAAGCAAGUUUAUAUACUAAAGGACAAGUCUCAGAGGAAACGUUCAGCACUGCUAAUCACCAACAUACAAUUCAAGUACUUAAGUUACAGGGACGGAGCAUUGAGAGACGAGGAGAACAUGGAGUGGCUGCUGACAGCUUUGGGUUGCAGAGUUGAGAAACACAGAAAUCUCUCUGGAGAACAAAUAGCUGCUGCAGUCAGGAACUUCGCUACACUUUCCCAACAUCGAGACUCGGACAGCACCUUUGUGGUUCUGAUGUCUCAUGGGGACAGAAUUCAAAAUAAAGAUGCCAUUUUAGGUGUCAGUUAUCAUAAAGAUAUAAACCCUCUUGAUGUCUUCUUUGUUGAUGACAUCUUCACCCAUCUGAACUCAGAGAAUUGUCCUGCUCUGAUUGAUAAACCAAAGGUUAUUCUGAUCCAAGCCUGCAGAGGAGGUGCGACAUGACUGAUACAAUUUUACUCCUCCAAUCAUGUUGCUGUUUUUCUUUGUACUCUGUAUUUAUCUUUUUCCUGGAUUUAUUGUAAUAUUGUAAACCAUUUCUCUAUCCAG